AUGGUGGAUCUUCAUCAGGAGGUCUUCAAGAAAAACGGCACACUCUACGCUCCUCACGCAACCCACCUCGGAAACGCUACUCUCCCGUCAUGCACUCGGAUCCAAUGCAUCCUCCACACCGACUGGAAUACCUUCCAAUUCUCGACACCCUCCUACGCCGCGGAAGACGGUCUUCCCGCGCACAAAGUUCUGCGGACCCUCGCCUUCUUCGCCUGCGGUCGAGUUCCUCCUCGUGAGCCUGUCGAUCUCGACUCGGAGAACGCCGCAGGAUACCACAUUCUGCCGGGUCGCAUCGCGAUGUGGACGAUUAGGGAACACUUGAGCGGGACGUUCGAGUUGGACGCGAGCGAGGUACCCCUUGACAAGAACGGCGUCGUAAGGCUCGUUUGGAGUCCGGUGGUCGAGGAGAACUCGACUUGGCUGUGCCACAAGCAGUUCGACGGUGUCCUCUUUCGCCAGCCGUCGUCUGGCGAGCUGCAGCCAGGCGAGCGCGUCAAGGCCAACGAGGCCCUUAGGGUCUUCGAGUUGCGCGAUCCAGCCAGCGUGAUGGGCCUCAUCGCCAGUUUCGGUCGCUGGCCGCGCUCUUCAAGCAAGAAACAGCUCGCCUCGUUCGGUUACGCUACCUCGCCCGCCGCCCGUGUUCGAGCGACUUGCAUUCUGCUCAACGGAACGAGCAAGCAAAUCACCUGGUCUGCGGCCGCGAGCUGCUAUGGCGUUCUCAGCCAGGUGGCGUUCGACAUGGAGGUCAAGGCCUGGCGACCCAAGCCCGGCGUGAGCGGGAAGGAGUUCUUCCCCCUCCCCGGACGAAUCAUCAUGAGCGUGCGGAAAGCGGAGCAUCGCGGCGUGUACGAACUCGAGGAGAACGAGGUACGAGUCGGAGAAGACGGAGCCAACGCUGAGGCGGGCGACGCAUACCGUUUGAAUCCGUCUCUUCGGUAG
Messenger RNA from Rhodotorula toruloides NP11, 939 nucleotides. RefSeq lists its product as uncharacterized. The coding region runs from base 1 to 939 and encodes 312 amino acids. The record is from RefSeq and is a predicted model, not a curated record. Lineage: Eukaryota; Fungi; Basidiomycota; Microbotryomycetes; Sporidiobolales; Sporidiobolaceae. The transcript has 4 exons.